Molecule: messenger RNA, 2316 nt
Organism: Caenorhabditis bovis
Lineage: Eukaryota; Metazoa; Nematoda; Chromadorea; Rhabditida; Rhabditidae
Source: the annotation of a GenBank genome assembly
AUGUCAACUGUUGCUGAUUCGAAGCAGGAGCCGAAGAUCGAGAAGAAGGAGAUUGAGGAGGAAGAAUUCGAAGAGUUCCCAAUUCAGGAAUGGACUGAGCGUCAGGAAGGUGAAGACGAAGUCAGUGUUUGGGAGGACAACUGGGAUGACGAGACUCAUGAGAGCGAGUUCUCGAAGCAACUCAAAAAUAUUGGAAUAAUUGCACACGUCGACGCCGGCAAAACAACCGUAACCGAAAGAUUAUUGUAUUUAGCCGGAGCGAUUAGUGUGGCGGGAAAUGUCGAUAAAGGGAAUACUGUUACCGAUUUUUUGGAUAUCGAAAGAGAACGCGGAAUCACGGUGCAAUCCGCAGCAGUCAAUUUAGAUUGGAAACAUCAUCGAAUUAAUUUGAUUGAUACGCCAGGACACGUCGAUUUUCGAGUGGAAGUUGAGCGAUGUGUCCGUGUAUUAGAUGGAAUUGUCUGCAUAAUCGAUGGAUCUGCUGGUGUUCAGCCACAAACAUUGACUGUAUGGCAUCAGGCAUCAAAAUUUCAACUUCCAGCAAUAUUUUUCAUCAAUAAAUUGGAUAAAAAGGAAGGAAAUUUCGCGAACUCUUUGGAUUCAAUCCAACAAAAAUUGGGAAUUAAAGCCAUUCCGACCGUAAUCCCAUUAUCAAAUCAAGAAUUUUCUGGAAUUAUUGACAUAAUUGGAAAGAGGUUUUUAAAAAUUGGCGACGUUGACGAGCAAUGGAAACAUAUCGAGCAAAAAUCAGCAGAAUACGAGAAAUGGGAAGAAGCGAGAAGCGAACUUUGCUAUGGAAUUGCCGACAAUGAUGAGAUGUUCAUGGCAGAGUUUUUAGAUUCAUUUAACGGAGAUCAUUCGAAAGUCGAUGACAAAACGAUUAACGCAGCUCUUCGAAAUCUGACACUGUCGAACAAAAUCGCGACAGUGUCUUGCGGAAGUGCUGUCAAAUCUUUGCAUUGUGUUCAGCCGAUUCUCGAUGGAGUCAACGAAUAUUUCCCAUCGCCGGAUUUAAGAAACACGCAAUAUCAACAAAUCUUUGGAGCGAAUUUGUCUGGUUUAGUAUUCAAGAUAACACAUGACAAAAGAAGAGGACAACUGAGUUAUGUGCGUGUGUAUACCGGAAAAUUGCAAAACAAUUCGACGAUUUUCAACGCGAAUCAGAUGAGCAGCGAAGGUCCGAUUAAACUGUUCACGCCGUAUGCCGAUGAGCUUCAACCGGCUGAUUUUGUUGAACACGGAAAUAUCGCUGUGGUUUCAGGACUAUCGAACACGAUCACUGGAGACACUAUUUUGCUGAGUCGCGAUUCGGCUGAGAUGGCGUUCAAAAAUCUCAAACAACUAAAUAUUGAUACUCAAACAAUAUCUGGAAAGACGAGUAUUGAUGGCGCAGCUGUAUUGUUUUCUGGAAUCGAGUCGCCCGAAUCUGUUUAUUUCUGUUGCAUCGAACCACCAUCCAUGAAACAUCAAAACGUUUUUAAUCGAGCACUCGAUGAGAUGACAAGAGAGGAUCCAUCGAUGAAGGUUCGGUUUGAUAAGGAUACUGGCCAGACGAUCAUUGAAACUCAAGGAGAAUUGCAUUUGGAAGCAAUUAAAGAUCGACUCUUGCGCGGUUACAAACUUGAUGUAUUUAUUGGAAAAUUGCAAGUGGCUUAUAAGGAAAUGAUCACGCAAACUGUCAAUCAUACAUGUACAUUUGAAGACAAAAUGAGUGAGAAGAAGAGGCCUGAAACUGUAACAUUAAGCCUACGAAUUGAACCGACAAAUGAGAAAACAGCGUUUAAAAGAGUAGAACUCGAUUUGCCAUCAGAUGCGCGACCGAUUCGUCCAGAUUGGCAGCGAGCGAUUAACGAAGGAUGCGCGAAUGCUCUACAAAAUGGCCCAUUAGCUUCGUAUCCUGUUCACGCUGUGAAAAUCUUCGUAACGGAAUUGGUUGUAAGCGGAGGGAAAAUCAAUCCUGCAUUGCUGUCCGCGUGUGCUCAAAAGUGUUUGAAUGAAGCGAUCUCUAUUGCCGGCGUCAUUUUCACGGAGCCCGUCAUGGAUGUGGAAGUCAACGUAAGCUCUGAAGUCCCAACUCAGCCAAUAUUGUCGGAAUUUGUCAAACGAAGAGCGAAGAUCAAUUUCACCGACAGAAUCAACGAUAACACUGUGCGGAUUUGUGCUCAGAUGCCGUUGGCGGAAAUGGAGAAUCUUUCGCGGGUUAUUCGAACAUUGUCAUCGGGUCUUAGUGAUAUGAAUAUGCAAGUCAGUGGAUAUCAAGAGGUUCCUGAAUUUGAGCGGAAUUCGAUCCUUCAAAAGAGAAUGGGAUACGAAUAG